AUGGUGCAGAAGUUUUUCUCUUUUAUUUAUCAAAUCUCUAUACCAGACAACCCUGAUUCACUGCAAACUCAGGAAGUUCUUCUGCUAGAUGAAGUUGAUAACAGAAAGAAAAACUUUGAGUUUGGAACUUUAGAUGAUGGGAAGAAGGCAUUGGAUAAGAAUCAUGCAAAACAAGUUGGUUCAGCUGUUGAAAAUAUGUUGAAGACUGGAAGAUUUGUUACGCAGUCGACUCUUGAUCUGAAAGAGAAAGCUGGUAUUGGUGGAAGCGUUCUUGGUCCAUUGUUUGUGCACACUGCUCUUCAAACUGGUCAGUUUCUUCAACUCCAUAUCCAGAAGCUAGUAAAUAAGCUGGAGGACGCCAACUUCGCUUUCUCGCAAAAUAUUGAUCUAGUUGAUGUUGCAAAAAAUAUUACAGGCUUGGAUCCCAAGACAACUUUAGUGUAG
Lactuca saligna is the source of this 444-nucleotide messenger RNA. The record is from the annotation of a GenBank genome assembly. Lineage: Eukaryota; Viridiplantae; Streptophyta; Magnoliopsida; Asterales; Asteraceae.